ACGUCAUCAAACCGGAACCACGCCUACCCACGUCAUUUUGUGCCGCCCAUUUUUUUGACACUGGGAAAAAUGGCGAUGAAUCUUUUACGGUUUUCCCUGCCAGCCAACAUCAGGAAUGCUGGGUUACUGGGCCGUAAGAAACAGCAUCUAAACAGGACGAUAAUAACCCGGAAUGUGGUUUCGACGUCGUCGGGGGCGAUCCUACCGAAACCAGAAAAAACGCCCUUCGGUCUCGUUCGCAUGACUGCCGUGGUGGUGCCGUUCCUCUACGUGGGAACUCUUAUCAGCAAGAACUUUGCCGCCCUCCUUGAGGAGCACGACAUAUUCGUCCCUGAGGAUGACGACGACGACGACUGAACUGUCUUGUGCGAAACGUUCCUGCGACUUUGUGCUGCAUUGUUGCGUGGAAGAAUAUCAUAAGGCCAAAGGAAAAUGAGGAAGAUGAGGCGCUUAUCCUUCUAGAUCCAGCCAUCUACCUCUGCCCAUCUGCCUCCUCUGUCCUCUGCUGUUUAUCUGUCAACCAAACAAAUUUCAAGAAUUCUCAUAUCAUGUGAGGCUUGUAUCAUUCGAAGCAUUCAUUUUUGUUUGCAUCUUGCGAACUCAUUAAACUGAGUCAAUACAAUAUGAAA
This is a messenger RNA of Syngnathoides biaculeatus (alligator pipefish), 629 nucleotides long. It is a transcript of the gene smdt1b, whose product is annotated as single-pass membrane protein with aspartate-rich tail 1b. The record is from RefSeq and is a predicted model, not a curated record. Gene Ontology annotation, cellular component: mitochondrial inner membrane; uniplex complex. The transcript has 3 exons. The coding region runs from base 70 to 357 and encodes 95 amino acids. Gene Ontology annotation, biological process: calcium import into the mitochondrion; mitochondrial calcium ion homeostasis. Lineage: Eukaryota; Metazoa; Chordata; Actinopteri; Syngnathiformes; Syngnathidae.